Lathyrus oleraceus (garden pea) is the source of this 660-nucleotide messenger RNA. Its product is annotated as proline-rich receptor-like protein kinase PERK8. The record is from RefSeq and is a predicted model, not a curated record. Bases 1 to 660 code for a protein of 219 amino acids. The transcript has a single exon. NCBI's taxonomy places the organism in Eukaryota, Viridiplantae, Streptophyta, Magnoliopsida, Fabales, Fabaceae.
AUGAAGAGGACGCGAGAGCCCUCUGAGAAGUCCAAGAAGGCGAAGAAAGCUAAGCUAGGAGAAUCCUCUAGAUCAAGACCCCCAGUUCCUCUGGUUGGCUCUCCAGGUAAGUCUGUAUCUCUCCCUCCCUCAGUCAAAAUUAAACCAAUUGCUUCUUCUCUUCCCCAAACAACUCCCAUAUACACCUCUACUGAAACUCCUCCCUCAACCACCAGAUCUUCUAACCCACCUUCUCUAAAAUUCAAGCUCGCCACCACAACAUUACCAGUUUCAGAAGCAAAAAUGCUGAAUGAAACCACCUCACCAUCAUCAUCACCAUCUCCUCAAUCCCCACCUUACUACGAACUCUCCUCGGAUAUUGAACCAUCUGACCCUAAAUCCACCACUCUGGCUCAGCUCCAAGCCCGUGCUUUGGCCUCUCAACAACCAUCACAUCCUGAACCUAAACCAGAAGUCACUUCCCCUCCUCCGGAACAUCCAAAUCCAACCACAUCUGAACCACCUCAAACACCACCUGCACAACAACCAACCCACUCUGAACCACAACCAACCCAACCACCAUCUGAACCAACCUCACAACCUGAACUAUCCUCACAGACCCACUCUGACAUACCACCACCCAUCAUUCCACUGACCCAACAACUCCCACACUUAAUCUAA